AUGGCUACAAAUGGUGUGAAUGGGUCGGCCACUAAUGGCGACGACUAUGAAGGAGAAUUCGGCCAUGGGAUUCAAGUUAUUGACGAGAACAAAGAGUUUACUUCGACCAUGCCGGAGUACCUCACUAGCACAAAUGUCCUACAGGCUGGGUUUUCUUAUCAUUUAAUUUCCGUCUUCGGUUCGCAGUCAACAGGAAAAUCGACACUUUUGAACCAUCUCUUCAAUACGGCAUUCCCGGUUAUGUCAGAGUCAAGACGGCAACAGACAACCAAGGGUAUUUGGAUGUCACUGGCAACGGAUCCAAAUGCUUCUUCGAAUCCCGACGAGCCUCACCUAGGGAAGAACAUCCUGGUUAUGGAUGUAGAGGGAACGGAUGGUAGAGAACGAGGUGAAGAUCAGGAUUUUGAGCGAAAGUCCGCUUUAUUCGCCAUUGCCACUUCCGAAGUCCUGAUCGUAAAUAUCUGGGAACAUCAAGUCGGUUUGUACCAGGGUGCAAAUAUGGGCCUGCUGAAAACUGUCUUCGAGGUCAACCUUCAACUCUUCCAAAAGGACAAGUCUACAGUCCACCGAUCUCUGUUGUUCUUUGUCAUCCGUGACCACAUCGGCCAUACUCCACUCGAAAAUCUCAAGAAUACGCUACUUGCUGACUUGAAUAAUAUCUGGCACGGUCUCUCCAAACCGCCCGGCCUUGAAACAUCGACAAUUAGCGAUUUCUUCGACUUCACUUUCGCUACCCUCCCACAUAAACUCCUCCAGCCAGACCAGUUCAAACUGGAGACUCAAAGGUUGAAGCUCCGUUUCCGUGAAGAAAGCCCAACGAAUGCCAACUACUCUGCGGAUGGCGUUUUGGAUACCUCCAAGACUGGUGUUUUCCUCCCCGCCUACCACCGCCGUAUCCCUGCUGAUGGUCUCCCACAUUAUGCUGGUAAUAUUUGGCGAAUGAUUACCGAAAACAAGGAUCUUGAUCUUCCGACACAACAAGAGCUCCUUGCCCAGUACCGCUGUGACGAGAUCUCAGUGGUUUGCGUUGAGCUGUUCGAUGAAGUGGUCACCCCAUUUGAAGCAGCGUUGAGCCAAAAGAUCGUGCAAUCAGACCUUGGGCCAGCCAUGAAGACUGCCUUAGAUACCUCACUCAUCAAGUUCAAAGAAGAAGCGGGGCGUUACCAUAAAGUUGUGUAUAAACGAAAACUCGAGGAUCUUGAGAAAAAGCUGCAGGCUAGGUUGAAGGUUCUCUACGUUGCCCAGCUUACUGCAGCGCACAAGAAUGCCAUCGCUGUGUUUGCCGAUACUAUUCAGAAGGGCAUCAAACGGUCCGGUGCGGACUUUGCGUCUCUUGUCACUGAGACUCGGGCCACUGUUCUUGCGGACUUUACCACUGAGGCCGAAUCCUGUAGCUUGGAGGGCGCUUUCAGUUAUACUGACGAACUUCACGCAGUUGAGAAGGAGCUCGACGAAGGCGCCACCCGUUUGCGUGGUGAAGAAAUGACUCGAUUGUUAGCCCGUAUGGAGAAGAGUUUGAGGACCAAGUUCACUUCUGAGGAUGACGGCGUCGCAUAUAUGUUCAAAACCAUCUCGCCAUCUUUGUACCCACGCAUCUGGAACCUUUUUACUACCGGAGUUACCGACCAGAUCUCGCUCUUCACCCAAAGAUCGACAGCGUUGAAUGCUACUUCCGAAGAGAACGAACAGGCCGUUUAUAAAUUGAAGAAGCGUGCCUGGAAGGUGCUAAGGAUGAUUUUGGACGAAGAGACGAAGGAGCAAAGUUUGAUUACUCGCUUGAUGGGCUAUUUCGACAAGGAUUUCCGAUACGAUGAUCAGGGUGUCCCAAGAGUCUGGAAGGCCGGCGAAGACAUCGAGGGCACAUUCGCAAAGAGCAAGGAGACCGUGAUGAAGUUGAUACCCAACCUAGCAACCUUCCAACUCGAAGACUCAACCAAGCCACCUUUGGCAACUUUCAUUGGGGACGCUCCAGAAGGCGUUGAGGAGGAAGUUGGCGUUGCUGCUGAAGAAGACGAAGAAGAAGAUGUUGCUUCUCCAACGUCAACGAAGACUUUCACAAUCCUGACACCUGGCAGAAUAACAUCAUUGACCGAGAGCUUCAACCGUCAGGCUGACCAGGCUUUCGUGGACGCCAAGAGAGGAACCAUCUCCAGCGUUUCUCAGAUCCCUGUGUGGUUCUAUGGCUUGUUGGUCAUUCUGGGGUGGAAUGAAUUCUGGGCGGUCAUCCGAAACCCAUUAUACUUCAUGAUGCUUUUGCUUGCUGCGGUUGGCGCAUAUGCAGCCCAUACACUGAAUCUAUGGGGCCCUAUUUUGACUGUCGGGGGUGCUACAGGACGGCAAGCGUUAGAGGUCGGAAAGGAAAAACUCCGCGAAUUCCUAGAGAUGCCUCAACCAGGCCACCAAGGUGCCCACGCUUUCUCCAGCGGCAACUCGACAUCAUCGACUCAGGGUGAGAGCAUCCGUAUGAGAAACUUAACCAGCGAGGGUAAAAACAACGGAUUUGACGAUGAUGACUAG
Molecule: messenger RNA, 2517 nt
Organism: Orbilia oligospora ATCC 24927
Lineage: Eukaryota; Fungi; Ascomycota; Orbiliomycetes; Orbiliales; Orbiliaceae
Exons: 3
Coding region: 1-2517 (838 amino acids)
Biological process (GO): endoplasmic reticulum membrane fusion
Cellular component (GO): endoplasmic reticulum
Molecular function (GO): GTP binding; GTPase activity
Source: RefSeq, a predicted model, not a curated record